Abrus precatorius (Indian licorice) is the source of this 871-nucleotide messenger RNA. Its product is annotated as probable histone H2A variant 3. Gene Ontology annotation, molecular function: structural constituent of chromatin; DNA binding; protein heterodimerization activity. The coding region runs from base 398 to 769 and encodes 123 amino acids. Lineage: Eukaryota; Viridiplantae; Streptophyta; Magnoliopsida; Fabales; Fabaceae. Gene Ontology annotation, cellular component: nucleosome. The transcript is spliced from 2 exons. The record is from RefSeq and is a predicted model, not a curated record.
UUUAAAGAAGUAAAAGGGUGGUGGAGUGGCAAAGGCAUUAAAUAAGGAAUUGAAUUGAAUGAGAUGCAGAUUGAGUUGAUAGAGAAGAUGUCGGGGAAAGGAGCGAAGGGGUUGAUAACCUCUGCCACUGCCAACAUCAACAAAGACAAAGACAAGAAAAAACCCAUUUCUCGCUCUUCUCGUGCCGGUCUUCAGGUUCCAUUCUGUAUUCAUAAUCAUCUCAUUCCCCACAUUUCUAAUUUCCAUUUUCAUUUUUUACUUUUGUUCAAAUCUACUUUCCAUCUUGCUGUUGUACCAUUAAUCAUAUCGCUAUUUUAUUAAUCAUCAAAGUUUUUUGAAAUUUCAAAAUCUCAAUAUGUAACAUUGUCUAUUUUCCCCCAUUUUCUCGUUUUUGUGAAUGUUGUCAAUUGAAUUGGGCAAAUUUUCUAUGAAUGCUGCAUUUUCUCGUCUUGUAAAUGUACGUAAUGUGCAGUUCCCAGUUGGGCGGAUCCACCGGCUUUUGAAGUCGAGAACCACCUCGAAUGGCAGAGUGGGGGCCACCGCUGCUGUCUACUCCGCCGCGAUCUUGGAGUAUCUGACUGCUGAAGUAUUGGAGCUUGCUGGGAAUGCUAGUAAGGAUCUCAAGGUUAAACGCAUUACUCCCAGGCAUUUACAACUUGCAAUUCGGGGUGAUGAAGAGCUUGAUACUCUCAUCAAAGGAACCAUUGCUGGAGGAGGUGUAAUUCCUCAUAUUCACAAAUCACUCAUCAACAAGUCUUCCAAGGAGUAGAUGAGAUUACUUACUAAUGGAUUAUACUAUCGCUGCUUCAUGCAAAUUUAUUGUCUCUACUAAUUGUGAAUUUAUUAGAUUCUCUUUUUAAAACUCUAGGAC